This is a messenger RNA of Rhodamnia argentea, 5465 nucleotides long. Its product is annotated as pentatricopeptide repeat-containing protein At5g57250, mitochondrial. The transcript has 3 exons. The record is from RefSeq and is a predicted model, not a curated record. NCBI's taxonomy places the organism in Eukaryota, Viridiplantae, Streptophyta, Magnoliopsida, Myrtales, Myrtaceae. Gene Ontology annotation, molecular function: protein binding. Bases 109 to 3336 code for a protein of 1075 amino acids.
UCUCGUACCGAGGGGAUCUUGUCUUGUGUUCCCUCGGCCAAACCAAUCCAUCAGCUUGAUGGUGUCUGCAAGCAGCUCCGCAAUAUCACCAUUCCCUGGAUCUUCUCCAUGUCCCCGACCAAGCUUUCACGUUCAUUCUCUUCUUCCUUUCACUCCGACAACAGAACCCGCAAUGCCUCGCCCAUCCAAACUCUUCUCAAGAGAGGGUUCACUCCCACCAUCAAACACUUCAACCUCCACCUCCUCUUCCUCUCUGAAUCCCGCCGAUUCGGCUCCAUCAUUCACCUCUUGUCUCAGCUGGAGCACAACAAUGUCCAUCCCAACUCACGCACGCACUCCAUCUUCACGCGGGCUCUUCUCGAACUCCACAAAUUCGAAGAAGCAGAGCAAUUCAUGAGGUCUCAGACGGCCAAGACUUCGAAUUUUGCCAAGACCCGCAUCUGGGACUCUAUAAUUCAAGGUCAUUGUGUCCAUCGCAACGACCCGGAAAGAGCAUUGUCAGUUUUUCGUGACUGCUUGAGUGGGUAUCGUGUAUUGCCUUCUUCCUACACUGUUUGUUCUUUAAUUCAGGGGUUUAGCUCUCGCGGUAUGAUGGGACGAGCGAUUGAGGUCAUGGAGUUGAUAGCGGACGAGAAGAUGGAAUACCCUUUUGGUAAUUUCGUUUGUAGUUCUGUCAUUGCUGGGUUUUGCAGAAUCGGAAAACCGGAACUUGGUGUUGAGUUCUUUGAGAAGGCCAAGAUUUCGGGGGCUUUACGUCCCAAUCUAGUCACUUACACUGCCCUUGUCCAUGCUCUUUGUAAAUUGGGUAGGGUCGACGAGGUGGGCAAUUUAUUUCGCGCCAUGGAGGAGGAGGGUUUGGCUUUUGAUGUCGUGUUUUUUACUUGUUGGGUCUGGGGAUAUCUCAAGGAAGGUUUUGUCAUGGAGGCUUUUAGGAAAAAUAGUGAAAUGCUAGAGAGAGGAAUUGGUGCAGAUGUCGUUAGCUAUACCGUCCUUAUGGAGGGAUUUUCUCGAGAAGAGAAUACAGGAAAGGCGGUUGGAUUUUUGUCGAAGAUGAGAAACGAAGGAUUGAAACCCAACCUGGUUACUUACACCGUUUUGAUAUUGGGACUUUGCAGGAAAGGAAAACUGGAAGAAGCAUAUAACAUCUUUAAGAUGAUUGAAGAUAUAGGGAUGGUUGCGGAUGAACUUCUGUAUGCAACGUUGAUAGAUGGUGCUUGUAGGGAAGGUGAUUUUGAUCUUGUUCUUGAUUUGCUGAGUGACAUGGAUCAGAAGAGGAUUAGUCCGAGUGUCGUCACGUACAAUACUGUCGUGAACGGACUAUGCAAAUUUGAGAGAACAUGCGAGGCAGAUGAGUUCUCCAAGGGAGUUGUGGGAGAUGUUGUCACAUAUAGUACCUUGUUGCAUGGGUACAUUGGAGAAGAGAAUGUCCAGGGAGUACUAGAAAUAAGGCAGAGGUUCGAAGAAACUGGAUUUUCUAUGGACAUUGUCAUGUGUAACAUACUUAUUAAGGCGUCAUUCAUGGUGGGGGCAUUUGAAGAUGCUACUGCACUCUAUAAGAGAAUGGCGAAUAUGAAUUUAACUGCUGAUUCCAUUACGUACUGCACGCUAAUCGAUGGAUUCUGUAAACUAGGAAGAAUAGAUGAGGCACUAGAGAUAUUUGAUGAGUUCAGGGAGACGUCAAUCUCCUCUGUUGCAUGUUACAACUGUAUCCUCAAGGGCCUCUGCAGGAAAGCCAUGAUUGAUAUGGCCAUUGACGUGUUUCUUGAACUUGUUGAAAAGGAUUUGCCAGCAGAAACACACAUUUGGAAUUUAUUGAUUAAGGAAGCUUUUAGAGACCAAAAUGCAGAUGGAGUCUUGACUUUAGUUAUCAGAAUUGGGAAACUGCCCUCAGAAAUAUACGAUAAGGUAUGUAAUGAGGCUAUCUGCUUCUUGUGCAAAAAAGGUUUUUCAGACUCUGCGUUAGAGAUUUACAUGUUGAUGAGGAGGAAUGGCUCACUCAUUACAAGCAAGUCUUACUUUUUAAUGCUCAAAGGACUUAUAGAUGGGAAGAAACACGUGACUGAGCCUUUUCUGUGUAAAUUUGUUAAAGAAUAUGGAAGUGGUGACCCUAAAGUUGGAAAAACAAUAGCACGUUAUCUAAGCUUGAAGGAUGUUGACCGGGCCCUUCUAUUUGUCAACAAGAUGAAGGAGGGAAAGUCAAUUGUCACUUUACCUACAUCUGUAUUUAAGAUACUCAUACAGGAUGACAGAAUUUUAGAUGCAUAUAAGCUACUCAUGAAUGCGACAGAUCAUAUUCCUGUGGAUGUGGUUGAUUAUUCGAUCAUAGUCAAUUGUCUCUGCAAGCGAGGAUAUCUUAACCAGGCACUUGAUCUUUGUUCUUUCAUUAGGAAGAAGGGGAUAGCCCUCAACGUGGUCUCUUACAAUUCAGUCAUUAAUGGGUUGUGCUGCCAGGGUCGAUUAAUGGAAGCAUUUCGGAUCUGUGAUUCUCUAGAGAGAGUUGGUCUGGUUCCAUCUGAGAUCACAUAUUGUACACUAAUUGAUGCUCUAUGCAGAGAGCAAUUUCUGAUUGAUGCUCAACUACUUUUCCAGAAAAUGAUCCUUAAGGGGCUCGAACCUGGUACUCAUGUUUACAACUCAUUAAUUGAUAGCUAUUCUAAGAUUGGUAUGUUGGACAAUGCAUUGAAGCUUCUCCAUGAAAUGGAGAUGAAAGGCCUUAGGGUGGAUGCAUUCACUGUAAGUGCUGUGAUUAAUGGCUUUUGCCGAAGUGGGGAUAUGGAAGGGGCUCUCACCCUUUUUUCUGAGUUCAAGAAUAAAGCUAUGUUACCUGAUCUGUUGGGUUUUCAGUAUCUGCUAAGAGGUCUAAGUGCCAAGGGAAGGAUGGAAGAGGCAAGGAGUGUGUUGAGAGAAAUGCUUCAGUCUGAGCCUAUAGUGGAGCUUAUAAACAAAGUUGAUUCUGAGUUUGAAACGGAAUCAAACAAUUUUCUUGUACUUUUAUGUGAGCAAGGGAAUAUAAAAGCAGCCAUUACUCUCCUCGAUGAAAUUGGCAACAUGUAUCAUCCUACUCAGAAGUUCCAUGCUGAUUUUAAUGAGUGGGCAAAAUCAAACAUGCGAUAUGAGGGAGAGGGAUUUAAAACAGAUGUUGCUGGGUCUACGACAGCCCUUAGUAAUAAUGACCUGGAAAUUUGGCCAUUGGAAGAGAAGAACAUGGAGGAUGCUACGAGUGCAACGAAACCUAAGAUUAAUGACUUUGACUCUUUCUAUUCCCUGGUUGCUUCACUAUGUUCAAGUGGGGAGGUAGAAAAGGCGAACCUGCUUCUGAAAGGAUUUGUUUGCUAAUGCAGAAGAAAACUAAUUUGCUCCAACAUUAUUAGCUUGAGUAUUGCUUGCUCUCUCUGAUUCGUGAUGGCUCGUUCCUAGGCAUUGAUAGCAGAUACAGCUUCAUAGGAUCAAUGAAUAUUUGCUCAACAGUUUUCAGGUAUCCAAGCUUGUGAAGGUGCCUUCUGUGAUCCGCAUAUUUUCCAAAGUGGAAGCAAUUCACCUGACUUACGAUGGACAAGGUUAAUUCAGGUCCCUGUUGCUGUUCUCAUCAAAUAGUUGUUGUUAUUGACUACCUAUGAGAACAGUUCUUUUUUCAGAUUCUACACUUAUCCUUUAUGAUGAACAAAUCAUCAGUUGUUUUUUCUGAAGAAGCCAUGAAAGUUUUUCUCUUUUGUUGAUACCGACUGGUCCAAGGACGAUGAACAAAGGGGAUAGGGAAAGUAGGAGGAUUUUUCGGUAGACAAUAUUAAGGAUUUAGACCAUAGUUUGCUUUUCAAGAUUAAUGUUUGAACGUGAAAAGAGCGAAAUUUGCAGGCAUAAAUAGGAGGAUCACAAUGAUUAGGGUUUGGUGAGUAUAGGGUUUUAUGAUUUAGGACCAUGUAACUAACAAGUAGGACAUAAGGUGAUGUGGCUGUUUCAUUAGACAAUGAUAAUCAUUUUUUCUUCACUUCAUUCAACAAGGGUCUUAGCAGCACGCAAUGCUCAAUCUCUCCAAUGCGACCAUAGUCAGGGCAAAUGUGGUUUAUUCCUCAUUCUAUCGUAUGGUAGCUUUUGUGUCCGGGUAAUUUAAAUACCUGCAUUAGUGAAAAGCUGUAUAUUGUCCAUUACCAGAUGACAGUUGAGGUAACCUCUUCAGAGAUUAUGAGCUAAAGAAGAUGGUAGAUCAGGAUUAUUGCGCUUAUAUUCAGAGGAUGGAAGUGACUUUCAGACACCUGUAUGAUAAGGACAAUGUUCUCAUGGUGUUCAUGGGGGACUGCAGUGUGUUCCAUGGGCAUCCAGGUAGCCGGAUCCUGUACUCAUGCUUUUCAGUUAUCAUAAAAACAUAAUUAUUGUGGUGCCAUAGACAUCCAUGCAGACACAGCAAAUGUCCUGUAUAUGGAAUAUUACAAUAAAGGUCUUCAUUUGUUUGAAUGAUUGUGCUUUGAGUGGUAUAGCUCUAACGUAUAGCUUCUGAAUGUUUUAGAUUAAUCUCAUUAUUCACAUCCAAGAUAAUCUUGCAUUCAUCUUGCAAAUGCUGGAUGUAGGGGCCUAUAAUGUAUGUGGACAUGAGGUGAUAGAUUUAAAUACUUGUGAGGCAAGGACUUUGUCUGUCAUUUUUUAUGAAAUCAGUUAUCACUUUUACUGCCAUCUUUCUUGAAUUGCAUUGACAAUGCACAAAAUCUUGCCAUUUCUUACAUGUGAAGUUCAUCAGAUUUAGCAUCGGCCUUAUAUUUCACUUUUUCCUUUGACAGGGAUGCACAAAUUCUUGGUGCCAUUGGCAUAUGUUCUUCAUGUGGACAUCUCAUUCUCUCUCGAGCGAGAGGGCUUCACGAAGAGAACUUCAUUAACAAGUUUGAUGAGUUAUCGGUUAAUGAAACCGAUCUUAUCCAUAAUUGAUGUAUUCGAAAAGUUCUUUGAUACCUUCGGAGACCUGAAUUUCUGGAAGGAAAUACAUCCAAGAGCAUGAGCACACUGCGUGAGUGAUGCACUCAAUGAGUGGGGUCAAGGGGCUGAUACCUGUGGCAGACUUAUUUGGGCACUCACCUGCAUGUGGGUCUUAUGCUGGCCUGCCUCCUGUAAUUGAGGCUUCAGCCGCUAUGCACCAUCUGCUAUCUGCUGUUGAUUCUUUUCUCUACAGUCAACUCGUCGGUAGGGAUGGGCACAGGGCUGGCCCGAGGAAUGUGCGGUGAGGAACUUACCCCUUUCAUGCCAUGCACCCCAUUUCCUGCUUUCUUACCACAAAUUCAGCUCUAAUGGGGGCGGGGCACCCGGGGGCAACUUCAGCAAGCAUUGGAGAGAGGAAAUAGUGUUCUCAUUCACAAGCCGGGAAGACCUUAAGCAAAGUAGUAUAGAAACCGCGAUAACAGCUAUAAGUGCUCCCUGUGCUGAACUGAGAAUCUUGAAGGUAGAUCCUUAGUCAUCUUCAGCAGUUGGGUCUACUUUACUAU